GCAUCCAUUUCUUGUCGCUCAGCUCUCCUUCCUGUACUCCUGUGCUCCCGUGCGCCUGUCGUUCCGUGUUUCAAGGCCAAUUAGCGUCGCGAGGUCGUGCAUCUUUGCUUGUUGCCACCGCCGAUCGCGCGAGCAUGGGGGACAACGGCGGAUCUGACUCCGAUUUGCCGAGUCUCGUGAGCGAGAGCGAUGUGGAGGUGGAAGCGGGGGAGGAGGACACGAGGUUCGCGGGGAAGGAGAGCGGCGACGACGCUGGCAGUGCCAACGAGAAAGAAAGGCACGAGUUUACCCACGAGGAAUAUUACGACGACAUCUAUGGCGACUUUGACGAGGAAGACGACGACGACGACGACGAUGACGACGACGAUGACGACGACGACGACGAAGACGACGAUGGCGACGGCGAAGACCUCGAAAACGAGGAGGAUUAUUGGGAAGUCGAGCGGGCCCGAGAUGGCGACGGCUCUAAGAUGGUCACCGGCAAACCCGGCGGGCAGCGCGCCGGCAAGAAUGGCGCCGGCGGAGAUCUGGGCGCUGCGGCCGUGCGGGGGCUGCGCAAGGGGUUCUUUAACGAUGCGGCGGCGGCGGCGGACGAGAAGAAGGGGGCGGAAAAGGGCAGGGGGACGGGGCUGCGCCCGGGAUUCUUGAACAGCGCGCGGGGAGGCGGCGGGGGGGAAGAGGGCGCGAGCGGAGAGGAGGACGAGGCGGAUGCGAAAUGGAACAAGCGGAUGAAGGAGAUGAGCAAAGGGGGCGGGGCGAAGGCGAAAGGGGGGAAAGGGGGGAAAGGGGGGAAGGCGGGUGGCGGCAAGGGGGAUCCGGGUGCAGAUUCUGAGGAGAGCGAGGGGGGAUUCGACGACGACCACGGAGUCCACGUGGACGGCCACGUCUUCGGCCUCCCCCAAGGCAAGCCCCCGCACUCGUCUCGUGCCGACCACCACGAGCAGCACAAGCACCACCCUGAUUUCUCCACCGUCCCCGAAUUUUGCGGCUGCCCCUUCUGCUCAUCCGCGUUUUUCGGCCUCCCAGGGCAAGCGGGCAGCCCCCGCGACCGCAGCCGCAGGGGCGCGAGUCGGAACCAGGCGGACUGGGAUGAGGUGGAGCAGGAGCGCCUGCGCAUCCGGCGGAAGGAGCGCGCGCUGGCGAAGCGGAAGAAGGAGGCGAAGGCGGCGAAGGAGGCGAAGGAGCGCGCGGCGGAGCGUAAGGCGCGGAAGGAGACGGCGGCGGAGCGGCGGAGGAAGGACGAGGAGGAGCGGAAGGAGCGGGGGACGGUGGUGCUGGAGGAGUUGGCGGAAGAGCGGCGGCUGGAGAGGGAGCGCGAGCUGGCGGAGCUCAAAGGCGCAGCCGCGGCGGUGGAGGAGGACGAGCGCGCGGACGAGCUCGUGGGGCGCUGCUGCGCGGGGAUCAGGCCGGCGGACGGCGCGGGGGCGGGCGCGGGCGCGGGGCAGGGCGCUGGAUUCGCGGAUGUGGGCAGGACGGGGGAAGGGGGAAGCGGGUGGCGGUGCCCUGGGGGGAAGGCAGCGGUGGUUUGGGCGCAAAGGCGCAUGUUUGUGAGGUGCAGCGAGGGGUGCCGCGUGGUGUGGCACUACGAGUGCUGGCAGAGCUGCAAGCGCGAGAGCAAGCGCGGCGAGUGGAAGGCCGGCGAGCAGUGCCCCACGCCAGAUUGUGGCGGUGCUGUCGUCAGUGCAUGUCUCAUGGAAGAGGAUAAGGUCACGCACUGGGAGGUGAAGGAGGAGAAGUCAGCAGAGGAGCACCAGAGGGAGAGGCGAAGGGCCAGAGAGAGGGAGCGGGAGAGGGAGAGGGAGAGAGGGGAGGGGGAGGAGCGAAGGCAGGGGGGCAAGAGGCGUGAUAAGAAGGCAAAGGAGCCAGCACCAGUGCAGGGCGCAGCGGCAGCUGAGGCAAAGGCUGGGGAGGCGGUAGGGGGAGGGGCGGCAGAAGCGAAGGAGAAGGAAGCGACGGGGGAAGGGAAUGGCGAUGGUGGUGCUGGUGCUGGUGCUGGUGGUGGAGCGGAGGGGCCGUCAGGCAUUAAACUCAUUCCAGUGUGGGCGGAGGAGGACAUUGAGAACCUGACCAUUAAGGUGUACAAGAAGGGGGGGAGCGAUGGCGAGGAGGAGGAGAAGUCAAAGAAGGUCAACAAGGCGCAUGCCAAGGCGCAGAAGAAGGCGCGCGGCAAGAAGGUCGUCCCCCUCACGGAGUUCAUCCUGCCGUCCGCUCCGCCCCCACCCGCACCGCCCUCCCCAAGGCUCCGCCACAUGGUAGCCGACUGGGAGGAAGCAGGGGGCGGCCGUGAAGCCUCGGCUCCUGGGUCUGGGCCGUCCGACGACCCCCAUGCUCCUGGACCGUCCAACCACUGCCAGAAGCAGAAGCAGCAGCAGCAGCAGCAGCAGCAGCAAGGACAACAGGCGGCAGAUCUGGGGCUAGUGGUUGCAGCCGAAGCAGUGGCGGCAGCAGCAGCAGCAGCUGGAGAAUCAUCAGCAGGAGCCGUUGCAGCAGCAGCUGCCCCUGCGUCUCAGCCAGGACCACCAACUGCUGUGCCCAGCAGCGGCGGCAAUGGUGCUGCAGUGCCCUCGGGGGCGCCUCUCCCUGCGCCGCUGCUGCUGGGCGGCAGUGCGUGGCACCGGGGCAGUCUGGCGGGCGACGAGAGCUGCAGCCGGGAGCGCAUGGAGCAGGCGCUGGGGCCCUUUGUGGUGCGGCAGCAGGACGAGGCGGCGGCGUGCCACGUGUUGGUGGAGGGCGUGGGAGCGGAGGUGGACGAGGUGGACCUGGUGACGUGCUUCACCAGCGCGCACGAGCACCUUGCAGCUCUGCGCCGCUUCCGCACCCAUCACCUCGCCGUCGUCUCCUUCAGCUCGCCUGUGGAGGCAUCCCAUGCGCGCAAGGUGUACAACGGGGUGCACCUCAAAGGUGCACCCAUCACCACACGCUACCUGCUCUCCCAGGUUCCCCCACCGGACAUUUUCAGCGAGUUUCCUCCCAUGCCCACCACUGCUGCUGCGGCUGCAGCUACUGCAGGGGGAGGGGAGGGCGCGGGGAGAGGGGGGGCAGCAGGGGGCGUGGCUGGGGGUGGGAUUGGGGGCGUAGUGGCGUGGCAGAGGGUGGCAGUGGCAAGGGAUGUGUGGACAGCGCCCCCAACCCCCCCUCGGAUCCCAGCACAUCCCUCCGUCACCACCGCUGUUCCAGCCACCAUCCCAUCUGCUCCCACUGCCAAGCCGGCUGCACCUGUCGUCAAACCAGCUGCUCCCAUUGUGAAGCCAGCUGCGCCCGCCACCAAGCCGGCUGCACCUGUUGUCAAGCCAGCUGCUCCCCCCACCAAGCCGGCUCCCGUCACCAAGCCGUCUGCUCCCGCCAUCAAGCCAUCCGUGCGAGUUUCCGCCCCCACGCCUGCUGCCCCUGCCCCUGCUCCUUCCGCCCCACGCCCUACGGCUCGAUCUCAUGGGCCUGUGCCCGCUGCUGCGCCUGAGGGUGUCUCUAGUGACGAGGAGGAGGAGGGGAGGGGUGAGAGUGCUGCAGGGCUAUCAAAGAAACAGAGGAAGAGGCUGAGGAAGAAGCAGCGGGAGGAGGAGAGGACGAGAGGGGAGGAAGAGAAGGGAGGGAGGGAUGCGGAUCGGGUGGUGGAUGCUGGGGGUAAGAGGAAGGGUGUGGUUGAGGUGGGCUGUGAGGGGAAGGGGGAAGGGGGAGGGGGAGGAGAGGAUGAUCAGCAGAAGCUACUGCGAGAACGACAACUGCAGCAGCAACUGGAGCAACAACUGCAGCAACAGCAGGAGCAAGCGCAGCGGCGACUGCAACAUGAGCAGGAACAGCAGCAACUGCAGUGGCAGCAGCAGCAGCAGCAGCAGCUUGAGCAACAGCAGUGGCAACGGCACCAGGAGCAGCAGCUGCAGCUGCAGCUGCAGCAACAGCAACAGCAGGAGGAGCAGCAGCAGCAGCAGCAGCAUCAGCAGCAGCAACAGCAGCAGCAGCAGCAUCAGCAGCAGCAGCAGGCUCGAGUGGAAGUGCAAUGGUCAAGUGAUCAUGACAUGAGUGUGCUCUUCCCACAUCUCUUCCCCAAGGCCCGAUCCCCAGUGCCCUCUGCAGCAUCCGUACCCUCCUCCUGCUCCUCCUCCUCCUCCUCCUCCGCAUCUGCAUCUGCAUCUGCCUCAGCAGCAUCAGCGAGCUCCCUCUCUCCCUCCCCUCCUCCCCUCGGUUCCUACCUCCCCUCUUCUUUCUCCUACCCACCUGCGCUCGUGCCUCUGCAUGCUGCCCCUGCGUCCUCCUCCUCCACCACCCCAUCGCCUCCACCCAUCACGGCCUCGCCUCCUGCCUCUGCAUGUGCAGCAACGUCCUUCCCGGCUGUUUUCCAGGUGGCGUCCACCUCGCACCACCGAGUGCGCGCCCUGCCGCUGUCCUCUGCGCCCAUUCUCGGCCUGCUGCGCCCCGCAUCACUCGUUGUCGCCACCGCAUGCCAAGGCACCUGGCUCAGGGUGGUUGUGCCAGGGCAUGCCGAGGGCUGGUCGCUCGUGCAGAAUGGCCCUGCUGCGUUUCUCGUGCCAUGCAGUGCACCCAUGGAUCUCACCUCUGUUGCGGAGGCCACCGUUCUUAUGCCAGUGGUGCAUCAGCAGCAGCAGCAGCAGCAGCAGCAGCAGCAACAACAUCAGCAGCAUCCAAUGCAGCAGCAGCAGAUGCAGCAACAGAAUCAGAAUCAGCUAAACCCUGGUUCAGCCAGGCCCCACACUUCGCUGCCUGGUUCUCUCCCUGCUGCUCCUGCCACAGCUACUGCUGCCACUACCGCUGUCCCUGCAGACCCAAACCCCGCGCAGCAGCGCCUCCCCCCUCCUUCCUCCUUCCCGCUGCCUCUCUCCCUCAUGCUCGCACUGCAGUCCCGUAUUUCCCCUACUGCCGCGUCCUCUCUCAACCCCACCUCAGCAUCCGUCGUUCCUUGGGCACCUGGUGCUGUUACCAGGGCACCCACUGCGUUACCAGCAAUGGGUGUGGAGCAGAGGCCGAGUGGGGGAGGAGGUGAAGUAUCAGGGGUGGCGGGAGCAGCCGGGAGGAGUGGUGCUCACACCACUUUGAGGGCCAAUACAGCCCCUUUUGCCCCCACUGCUGUCACCAUCCCCACUACAGUCACUGCCGUUCCUCCCAACCUGCCUGCAUCUAUUGCACUCUCCAGCCCAAAUGCGCCUUUCCUCAGUGCUGCUUCCACCGCAUACCCAACUGCCCCAUCUGUUCCAUUCGGUGUGUCAGUGUCAGCCCUGUCAACAGCUGCAGCGUCCUACGCACCUCAGCAUGGCCCGGCGAUGCAGCAUGCGCCAAUUCCCCCACAGCAGCCCUACUCCGUGUGUGCUCCUCCACUUGCUGCCUCUGCUCCCCCCUUCUCAACUGGUGUCUCCGUUGGCCCAUCUCCGCCCUCUCUUGGGGGAGCCAUGGCCAUGCAUAUGCAUCCACAGGGUCAGCAGCAUGUCCACGCGGCCCCGCACAUGCACCCUUCCGCCCAUGCGCACCUUCCUGACAUCUGCCGCUGGUGCUUCGCCCGACGGUCCGAGUACCUCAUUUUGGAUUGCAGGCACCUCGGGCCCUGCACCACAUGCCAUGGCACGACACCAUUUGAUGGGGUGUGCCAUCUGCCCACGUGUGGCAAGCCCAUUGGUCGUCUUCAUCGCAUCUAUCGCUAGCGCUUGUAUCUAGUCCGGUCAACUCAGCAGGCAGCCUGAUUCCUCCGAGUGAAUGUACCUCGUUGGUCCUACUCUCCAUGUUGCACCCACUGUACACAAUGUUUCCUUCAUGCUCUAACACUUGGCCUCUGCUUCAAGAUUUUCCUAGAGCUUGCUCCUGGUCUUGAGGGAGCAGUGAAGGCACUCAACAUUGUUGGUAAUAUCCAAUCAAAGCAAUUUGGCACA
Messenger RNA from Closterium sp. NIES-67, 5873 nucleotides. NCBI's taxonomy places the organism in Eukaryota, Viridiplantae, Streptophyta, Zygnematophyceae, Desmidiales, Closteriaceae. The record is from the annotation of a GenBank genome assembly.